UUUUGUUUGAGGUUCGCCGUUACGGUUAUUUCUGAAGUUCUGCGACUGAGGGUUUUGGGGAGGAGUAACCAGAGGUGAGAGGCUGACCAAAGCUUUUCUAUCGAGUAUCAAUGGCGGACGACGAUUACAAUGACCUGGAUAUGGGAUAUGAAGAUGAGCCACCAGAACCCGAGAUGGAGGAAGGGGCUGAAGAAGAAUUGGAUAAUAAUAACAAUGAUGAUGUUCUUGGUGAACCUGUUGAAGCUGAGGAAAAGGAAGAUGAAGAACCUGUUGAACGUGUGCGUAAGACCUCAAAAUUUAUGACAAAGUAUGAACGUGCUAGAAUUCUGGGUACACGUGCACUCCAGAUCAGCAUGAAUGCUCCUGUGAUGGUUGAGUUGGAGGGUGAGACUGAUCCACUUGAGAUUGCAAUGAAGGAGCUUCGUGAGCGAAAGAUACCCUUCACAAUCCGUCGCUACCUGCCAGAUGGAAGCUAUGAGGACUGGGGUGUCGAUGAACUGAUCGUGGAGGACUCGUGGAAGAGGCAAGUUGGCGGCGCUUGAUUGAAUCUUGUUUGGUUGUGUAGCUGACACCGUAUGAAUAGUUUCAACUGCAUAGCGAUUGUGGCACCAUAUUCCCACUUAAGCACCUUGUGAACGAUGCCAUGGUUGUGCUUUUGAUUGACUGCUAUGGUUUUGUUGCAUAACUAUCUAUGAUAUAUUGAAUAGGAAUCACCAUUGACAAACAUUUUUUACUUU
Momordica charantia (bitter melon) is the source of this 737-nucleotide messenger RNA. RefSeq names its product RNA polymerase Rpb6 (gene NRPB6A). Gene Ontology annotation, cellular component: RNA polymerase III complex; nucleus; RNA polymerase II, core complex. Gene Ontology annotation, biological process: transcription by RNA polymerase II; transcription by RNA polymerase I; tRNA transcription by RNA polymerase III. Lineage: Eukaryota; Viridiplantae; Streptophyta; Magnoliopsida; Cucurbitales; Cucurbitaceae. Gene Ontology annotation, molecular function: DNA binding. The record is from RefSeq and is a predicted model, not a curated record.